AUGGCUCGUUUCUUGCGGCUUCGCGAAGCGACGCACCACACGAAGUCAGGAAAUUUUCGUUCUUUACUCUUUCGUACUGCUGCAGCCGGCAGUGAGGAUUCCAUUGAUUUCAACGAUGGAGCCAAAUUGUUUGCACGUCGCACAGAUGCGGAGAUUGCACGUGCUGUGCUUGUCUUGCAACUUUGCUCUGUUGACUCGUUGGUUGAUCGCAGUUUGCAGUUGAUGACGUUGGGUGAAAAGUUGCUACCAAGAAAUUUGUUUGAGUUUCUUAUGGAGAAGACAUUUUAUGGCCAAUUUAUGCCUGGUGCUACACACGAUGAAGUUAUUAUGCUUGCUCAACGAUUGGCAUCUAGUGAUAUUCGGUUUAUAGCCACUCCUUCAAUUGAGGAUGAAUUGGAAGAGAAUGAAAGUCAUAGUGGCAAUAACAGUAACUUUGAACAACUGCUUGACUUCAAUGCAGAGCAAGUGAUGGGCUCUAUUGAUCUAGCAGGGAUACAAAAACUGAAACUUGUUACUGAAGACUACCAGCAAACAGCAAAGGUGGCAUUUAAGCUGACAGCAAUUUUCCGGCCAAUCCUUUUAAAGCUGCUGUCUUCAGGAUUAAUGUCUGGUGGAAGUUUUCCUGUGGAAUCGCCAUUGACGCUUCAUGAACAUAUGGAAGAGAUAGCAGACAAGAGUGGCUCCUUGGACGAAUAUAAUAAAGGAAUGAAAAGAUUUACAUCUCUGACAGAAAGGCUGCAUUCAGGGAAUCUAUCGAUCUUAAUUUCUGGAGAGUAUUCGUAUAUGCAGCCGGCUAUCAGGAGCUUGACAUUGUAUAUGCAGUCACUGUACAACAGGCAGUGCCCGGCUAUUUUGAACACUCAGCAGACAUAUCUGAAGUCUGCGGAAGAAGACAACAAAAUCAAUUUGGCUAUUGCUGACAAAUGUGGAUUUGUGUAUGGUGUUAAGGUUGUAAGAGGUGCCUAUAUGGAUAAAGAACGUGCUUUGGCUAAACUAUAUGGCUACCAUGAUCCUAUUCAUUCAACGUAUGAGGACACAAACAGUUGUUAUAACAGGACAUUGGAUGUCAUCUUACAACGUACAGCAGCCAAUGGAAUAGCAGUUAUGGCUGCAACAAACAAUGAAGCUUCUGUGAAAUUUGGAGUGAAAAGAAUGAGUGAGCUGGGCAUCAGUCGGCAAAGUGGUCAAGCUUCGUUCGCUCAGUUGCAUGGGAUGUGUGACCACGUGACUUUUGCACUUGGUCAAAAUGGAUAUCUUGUGUACAAGUGCAGUCCCUAUGGAGACAUAAGCAGUACUAUGAGAUAUCUCAGUCGACGAGCACAGGAAAACAGAACGGCACUGAAGGGAUUGCGGAGAGAAAAGCAACUUCUCUAUCAGGAAUGGAAACGAAGGCAAAAGGAGAGAAGUAUCUAGACUUUUAGUACUGUGUUCGUAUGUUUUGUUAAUUAAACUUUGAUGAAAUCUUUACGCUUUGGAUUUCUUACAUCGAACUCUACCUUGAGUUAGGUGCAAGAGAAAUAUACA
Molecule: messenger RNA, 1524 nt
Organism: Corticium candelabrum
Lineage: Eukaryota; Metazoa; Porifera; Homoscleromorpha; Homosclerophorida; Plakinidae
Product: hydroxyproline dehydrogenase-like
Exons: 10
Coding region: 1-1413 (470 amino acids)
Cellular component (GO): mitochondrion
Molecular function (GO): proline dehydrogenase activity; FAD binding
Source: RefSeq, a predicted model, not a curated record